Torulaspora globosa is the source of this 600-nucleotide messenger RNA. It is a transcript of the gene MDY2, whose product is annotated as Mdy2p. The record is from RefSeq and is a predicted model, not a curated record. Lineage: Eukaryota; Fungi; Ascomycota; Saccharomycetes; Saccharomycetales; Saccharomycetaceae. The transcript has a single exon. Gene Ontology annotation, molecular function: protein binding. Bases 1 to 600 code for a protein of 199 amino acids.
AUGUCGUCGCCUGAACUAGACUUUGUAUCAAGAUUCCUCACCUUAGCUACCCUUUCGAGCCCUGCGCUGCCUGCCGACUACAAACUACCGCUGCAACAGGUGUCUAAUCAGGGGAUUGCUCUUCCACCGCUCAAGUACAAGUAUGACCCUAGGAGAUCGAGAAAUGGUGCUUCAGGGGGAGAAGCCAGAAACUCGUCGCUGACUUUGACUUUGAAGAGCGUUAGGGCACCGAAAUUCUCUGUAGAAUGCCAGUUCACCUGCAAGGAUACCGUAUUGCAAGUUAAACAAAGACUUGUUGAAGAAGGUAAGGCCCAAGGAACCGAGGACUUGAAGUUACUGCUGAAAGGUAAAGUGUUGCAUGAUAGUGAGCUUCUUUCCAGUCUAACAUCCGACGCGGCAACUAUCAAUGUCAUGAUAUCUAAGACAGCUCAGACAGCCACUUCGCCACCACCGGCACAUCCAGGACUGACUUCCGAGACCCCUGCAAGCGGGAUGCCAUGGAACGAGAUAGAGAAUGUUCUCAGCUCGAGAUUUCCCGACUCUAAAGAGGCGCAAAAAGCACUUGAUAGACUAAAGAGAGGUUGGGAGUUGGCCAAAUAA